ACGUGGAUGAACUGGGUGUCCAUCACCUUCAGUGUGGGUCUGUUCUUUACUGUGGCUCUGUGUUACAACGCCUCCUGUCCCACAUGCUACUCCCCCUCCAACCCUUACUGGACCAUGCAGAGACUGCUGGGGGAACCACUCUUCUACCUGCUCUGUAUCAUCACUCCUGUAGCCGCCCUGCUGCCCAGAUACUUCUACAGGGCGUGUCAGAGCUCUCUGUUCCCCAGUCCAGUCCAGUCGCAGCAUCUUGGACAAACUGCCCAGUGACACCCGUAGAAACAUCCUCAGUCUCAGCCGGGUCCAGGCCGGGUCACUUCUGCAUCUCAGACCGCCCUUCCUGUCUUCACUUUCCUUCACUGGACCCUUGACUAAAGACUGCAGCCACAGGGCCACCUCACCAG
Messenger RNA from Salvelinus sp. IW2-2015, 401 nucleotides. Lineage: Eukaryota; Metazoa; Chordata; Actinopteri; Salmoniformes; Salmonidae. The record is from RefSeq and is a predicted model, not a curated record.